UGAAUCAUUUUUCAAGAUGGCGAUACACCUGCUUUAUCCGUAGUAAACAUUUUCAAUUAUAGAACUGUGGAGAAAUACUUUAAAAGAAAUCCUUAUUUCAAUAUCUUUAAUUUCGAAGAACAACGCUAUCCAUAUUAUCUUUCAAACAUGUCGACUGAGGAACUGUCUACCUCGGACAGCGAAGCUGCCUUUGCUGGAGCUGGCGAGCGAUGGGCACCUGUCGGUGCUGUAGCCAGCCCAGAGGAUGAGAACGGUAAAAGGGACUCUGUCGAGCCAACGAGGAAAGGCUCGCAUGCGGCUGGAGAGCCAGAGAUGUUUGAAAGAUUAAAGAAGCUGGAGGAGGAACAAGACCUGCUGAAUUCCUCGCUCCUCGCGCUGACAUCUCAUUUCGCACAGGUGCAGUUUCGCUUGAAACAGAUCGUUCACGCUCAGACUGAUGAAAAGGACAGGAUGUUGGUCGAACUGGAGGAGUUUGCGUUCAAAGGAUGCCCUCACGUUGUGGGAUGCAGGGCACAAGAUUCCAAACAACUUGAAAACGCGGAGGGCCUGACUGAAAGAGAGAAACGGGAGCGUCUCGAGGUCCAGAGGGAGAAGCAGAAGGAGCUCAUUGUCCAGCUGAAAACCCAGCUAGAUGACCUGGAGCGCUUUGCCUACCAGGAGGGCAGCUACGACUCACUGCCCCAGUCUGUGGUCAUGGAGAGACAGAAGGUAAUCAUUGAUGAGUUGAUUAAGAAGCUGGAUGUGAACUUCAACGAGGACAUUGGGAACCUAACGCCCGAGGAGCUGAGACAGAGAGUGGACGCUGCCAUUGCUCAGAUAGUGAACCCAGCCCGGGUGAAGGAGCAGCUGGUGGACCAACUGAAGACCCAAAUCAGGGACCUUGAGAUGUUCAUAAACUUCAUCCAGGAUGAAGUAGGGAACCCUCUUCUGUCUGACGGUGGACCCAACCAGCAGUCAAAGACAGCAGGGCCCAACACCAGAGCACCUGGAGCAAGGAGGAAAAUGGAUCCUGAGCAGGCCCAGAAGAUGAGGGAGACGGGCUUACAGCUGAUCCAGCGGGCCCUGGCCGUCCUGCAGAUCUUCGCGAUGAGCCAGUUCGGCUGCACGGCAGGCCACGUCCCCCAGGGCAUGUGGUCGCAGGGGGACGGGGGGCAGGACUACGGGCCUCUGCUGCAGCGCCUGGAGCUGGCUGUGGACCGGGUCCGAGUGCAGGCCUCCAACAGACAGCCCUCCGUAGAUCACAUGGUCAGUUACAGCAGCAGCUUGCCCCCGGGCCCCCGGGAUGAGCUCACAGCCUCGGUCAGGAGGGAGCUGGCUAUGGCCCUGAGGGACCUGCUAGCCCAUGGCUUGUACUCUCCCUCCCAGGGCAUGAGCCUGGUGCUGGCCCCCAUCUCCUGCCUGUUGCCCUACCGACCCGGCCCAACCACCAUACACCCCUGGGAGCUCUUUGUCAAGUACUACCACUCCAAAAAUGGCAAGGCCUUCGUGGAGUCGCCGGCCCGCCAGCUCUCGCAGUCCUUCAGCCUGCCUGUCGCGGGCGGUCCGGUGACGGUCACACCCAAGCAGUCUCUCCUCUGGGCCAUUCACACAGUGCUGCUGGAGCACGACCGCUACAAGCGCGGUGCCGACUCUGAGUUCAAGGCUCUGGUGUGCAUGGCUCUGAACGAGCAGAGGCUGGUGUCCUGGCUGAACCUGCUGUGCAAGUCAGGGGCGCUGGUCACUCCGCACUACCAGCACUGGAGCUACAUGGCCCAGACAGGCUUUGAGGGAGCCCUGCGCAUCCUGGGACGCAUCAGCCACCUCAGGUUCAACUUACCUGUUGACCUGGCAGUACGGCAGCUGAAGAACAUCAAGGAUGCCUUCUGAGAAGGGACCAGAGAGAGACACCCAACGCCGAGCUUUCGACACACAGGGCUGUGUAAGGGUUAACAACAAUGUAAUACACUGGGAGACUUGGUUUGGGUGUCGCUCUGAGGUCGAACCUGUUAUGGGACAAAAAGUGGUUCGCGCUAAUGUCGCUUUGUCUGUGUCGUUUUUUUAAGGGCAUGUUGGGUCGUUCUACUCCCCCCAACCCCGCGCAAAAAUAUGUUUGCAUCCCGUCUGAAACCUGGCAUGAAUUCCGCGCAAAGCCGUUCAACCGAAAACCGAGUGUGCAAUGGUGAGACGCAUGGAUGAUUUUAUGUAGCAAAUUUGUAACCAAUAUAUCGUUAGGAAUGGUGCAUAUCCAGAUCCUGGUUACUUCUUACUUUGCAUUACAUGAGAGCUCGUUACCACCCAUAAGGAGCAGAGGCUUUAUGUAAUGGUUUCUGCCAUGUCCCUAUGGAGAUCAGAUACAGUAGCUCAUAGCUUUGUCUCGUACAGUUAUUACAUACUGCUGUGGAUGAAUACCCAUUAAAUGGGUAAUUACUCAAUAUAUAUAUAUAUAUGAGUUAAAAUUGACUAGCGUCAUGCAAUGUCACUACACUGUAGACGAGGACCAUUUGUAAUGGUCCACAUGGAAGAGGGUAGUAUUGAUUAAUACAGUUUAUUCACAGAGCUGUGCUCUUUGUCUGUGGUUGCUCCUGGUUCUUUUGUUGCGUACAUAAAAGACUGGUGGACACCUAUUCGAUGCACUCAGGUCAAGCUAAGAUUGUUUGCCCUCCCUCAUGAAUGUACAAGCGAGGUAAACAUUCUAGCGGUGUCACACUUGUUUGGAGAAACGAAUGAUUAGUAGGGCCUAAUGUCGCUCCCAGAUCCUGCAUAACGUGUCUUAAGAAGGUGGGUAAUGUAAAGACCCUGUAUUAACUGCUGCUGCUUUACUGUUUAAAAUAAGUGAUUCUUAGAUAAAAAUAAGAUGGUAUAAAGUAUAUCUCUUCUCUGUAAUUGUAAUAUAUUUAAACGUCCAAUAUUUAAGAUUAUUGUGGGAUGUGAUAAUUUCCUCUCUGAGAAGGUGAAAGAAAACACUUGAACUGAAAUCUUUGUGUCAUCCUAUAGCAUAUGAAUUACUUGGAGCAUAUCUUGAAAAUCUGAAUUUACAAAAAAUAUAGAAUCAGUCAAAUUGUUUGAUAGGUUGUUUUCCUUAGUGACAUGUAUUGGCAUUCCUUGUAUAGUUUUUCCCACCCCCCUUAUAAAUUGUAAUCUGCAGAGUCACUUGUUAAGUGCUAUUUAUUCUCAGACUUUAUUUUCUAUUCUCUCACGGUGUACACUGUUAUUGUACUAAGCUCUAUUUCUAUUCUCAUGUACAGGAAAUUGUAUUCCUUAACCGGACUCCUACCAGACACAAUGUUAGAAUGAUAUGUGCUGUACUGAAGUGCAUCUCGAUGUAUUCAUGUAUGGAAGGACAGUGUUUUCUUUUUUUUUAACAUCAAAAUGUCUUCUUAGGUUUAACUAUUACUGAGGUUUUUGUGUUAAUAUAAAUGCAGCCUGUUCUAAUGGAUAAUUCCUCUUAUCUAGGCCAAAAAUAAUUCAUUGGUUAGUGUAUAUAUAUAUAUAUAUAAGUUAAUUUGAUCUAUAUCAAUAUACACU
Molecule: messenger RNA, 3504 nt
Organism: Esox lucius (northern pike)
Lineage: Eukaryota; Metazoa; Chordata; Actinopteri; Esociformes; Esocidae
Gene: rundc1
Product: RUN domain containing 1
Exons: 6
Coding region: 148-1866 (572 amino acids)
Source: RefSeq, a predicted model, not a curated record